UCGUUUUGUACUUUAUGUUAGCUUUUUACGACUUGCCAAAAAUGAGACUGCUUAGCUGUAAACAACCUGCAAUAUAAACUUAUAUACGGAAAUUUUCAGAUGGAUGGGGCUAUUGAAAGUAGACUUUCGGGCAGUGCUAGAUCAAGAGAAAAGCGUCUUGAUAGUGCUGCUUCUUCAAAAGGUAAAGGAAAUGAAGAGUUACCCUCAGAAAAGGAUGUGGACUCUUUUGGGAAAACACCACUACACAUUGCCUGUACUUAUGGCCAGAUUUCUAUGGUGGAGCAAUUACUUAAGCAAAACCACAGUCCAGUUUCCAAGACAAAGACGGGUCGUACACCCCUCCAUGAAGUCUGUGUAGGAGGACACAAAGUUUGUCUCAGGACCCUGCUGCAGUACACACCGGAGGUCAAUAUUCGGGACAGGGAGGGCCAGACCCCAGCACAUGUAGCUGCUUUUAAUGGAGAGUUGGGAUGUAUCAAAAUGCUCCAAGACAAAGGAGCGAAUGUAAUAGCUGAGGACCAUCGGGGAAGACAAGUGGCACAUUUUGCAGCCAUGAGAAAUCACAAAAGAAUUCUACAAUUUCUGUUUGAUCAGGGCCUAGAUUUGGACUGUCGCUGUGAGAUGGGGAAAACUCCAGUACAUUAUGCUGCUCAGUAUGGUGCCCUGGAAUCUGUAAUUCUACUUGUUCAGAGGGACUGCGACAUAACCCUCACAGACAACAAUGGCUACCUGGCCUCUCACCAUGCAGCCAGACAUGACAAAUUGGAUUGUUUACGUUUCCUGGUCAAGCAGGGUUCAAAUAUAGAGGCCACCCAGGCUGAUGGAAAGUCCCCCUCCCAUGUGGCAGCACUCCAUGGAGCCAUUAAUGUGUUACACUGGUUAUUUGAGAAAGGAGCAGAUCCCAAUAAGCAGGACUAUUUUGGAAAUACUCCUGGACAUUAUGCUUCAGAGGGAGGACACCCAGAGUGCCUCAGUUGUUAUCUGUACCACGAAGGUGACAUUGAAAAUCAGAACAUCAAAGGAGACACACCACUGGAUUCAGCCAAAAAAGCAGGCCAUCCCUUAUUGAUGCAGAAAGCUGUUAACAAUGAGGUACCCUGUAAAACGUGUUUCCAAAAACACAAGAAGACGGAGUGGGAGAGACUUCAUCCACCAGCCAAUGUGGAGAGACAAAUCACUACAGCUAAAUCCGUGGCCUACAAAAAUCCACUGCCUAAAACGGAGAAAGCACCAACACAAUUGGAGAUUAAUUUGAAGAAGAGAGAGAAAAGACUGGAGAAGCUGAUGCCUAAGCCAACAGGACCCAAACGAGAUGUUUCAGUCCAGUAUUUUGGACAUUACUUAGAUCCCAAUGAAGUCUUUAAAUUCAAGGCAACCGAGGAGGCUAUAAGAUUCUAAAUCAUAUUACAGUUUGAUUUUUGUUGUGAAUUUAACUCAUAAAUAUGUGUUUAACAGUGUGGCGGGUGGGAAUGGUGCCCAAGAUGUUAAUGAAUUUCUGCAAUCAAUCAAUUUGUCUACAUUUAGUAGUAAAAAUCUAUUUCAUACAUAUUGAUUGAUUGAUUAUAUAUUGUUUAGCGUCCCACUAGAGAAUCUUUCACUCCUAUGGAGACGUCUAAGGGCUUAUUGUGAUAUCUAUUACAAUUUAUGAUAUUUUUUUAUUACAUUUAUUACAGCUAUUGCUAUUUUGUGAGGAUUCAAUUUUUUUUUUUUUACAACUAAGCAUGACAUGGUGUUGCCAUUUUAUGUAUUUUGACUUAAAAUUGCUAUUCACACAGUUUUUCCUCUAAAAAACAUGGGCACAGGCUUUGACAAACUUCAUAUUCAUACUAUAGAUAUUUCUUUUCAUUACAUUCAUAUGAUAGUAAAUUUUAUUUGUCCAAAGCUGUGUUCUGUGUUUCUUAGAAGUCAAACGUUUACAAAAAUAGCAUUUUUUACUUUAGUUUGGGUAAAAUUGAGAAAUUUAUGCUAUGAACAUUAAAUGACAUGCAAAUAUUUGUAAAUAUCAGUGACACAUAAUGUGAAUGAUCUAUUUUAGGGAAUAAAAGAUUUUAUCAUCCUU
Molecule: messenger RNA, 2059 nt
Organism: Ostrea edulis (European flat oyster)
Lineage: Eukaryota; Metazoa; Mollusca; Bivalvia; Ostreida; Ostreidae
Product: ankyrin-3-like
Exons: 9
Coding region: 100-1398 (432 amino acids)
Molecular function (GO): protein binding
Source: RefSeq, a predicted model, not a curated record